AUGGUACCACUCGACACAAGUUCCGACAUCACAGAGCGCAGGAAAAUCCGGGCAGCGCUCCGUGAACUCCGGACCAACAAUAACAACUCAGUGGUCAAUCCCCACAUCCGUACACCCAUCUCCCCGGCAAAGCUCUCCCACCACCAAUCCUUCCGAGCCGAACGUAGGCGACGCCCGGAGAUAGACGUCGCGACGAAGAAGCAGAGUCAGGAUGAUGACAUCUUAUACCGGCCUCGAAGGAGGAGGGAGAUGGAUGCUUGUAGAGGAGGAGGAGGAGGAGGAGGAGGGGGAGGAGGAGGAGAGGAGGGGGAUGAUGAAAAUGAAGCAUUGGUGGACAUCGAGAUGAAGAUAAAGGCAACUGGGAAUGAUGAACAGAAGUUAACUAAACUGCUCUCUGAGACGAGGGACUUCAAUGAUCGUAGGAAAGUGAGGUCAGCAAUCAGGGAGGUCAAGAGGAAUACCAGACAGCAAGAUGAUUCUGACACGGCCACCAAACCGACCAAUCAGAGCGAGGCACAACCCCCAGCACAACCCCCAGCAGAGCCAGCUGUCAGUGUCCUACAGGAGAACCAAACUAACCUGGCCUUAUCAAGGUCAGCUGAAGGUCAAAGGUCAAGUUCAGAAGGUCAGGAGGUCUCCCAGGAGAAUCAGACCACCAGUAGGAGAGAUAUAGAGCAGGAGAUCGAGGCCUUACAGAAGCAGCUGGAGAGUACGGAGACGCACGAAGAGAGACGAAAGCUGAGGGGAGAGAUCAGGGAGCUUCGGCAAAUGAAAACAGGUAUCGGUAGAGAUGUAACCCCACCCCACCUGCCACUGGAGCAGCUACCUCCAAACCUGGAAAAUGGAAUGGGACACCAGGUUAGGUCAAAGGUCAAUGGGGUAUAUGAUCAGGAAGAGAGCAAACUGAAUGGGGGUGAUGGCUUAGAUCAAGUGCCACCUUCCCCAGUGGAGGAAGUUGAAGCAGAUAAACAUGAGGAAAGCUAUUAUGCAAUUGUGAACAGAAGUUCUGAUGAUGAGGGUAAUGAUGUAAAGACCGAUGCACUGCAGGAUCCGGAAUAUGCUGAGCCAACUUUUCCACAGGACCCUGAUCAUGGGUAUGCGGAACCACAAACACAUAGUCCCGUUGUCAAGGAAGAAACAUUAUAUAGCUCAGUAACGGAUACUGCAGUGGAGUCACAUGGUGUGAUAGAUAAUGGGGAAGAGACAAAUCCUAGUAUCAAUGUUGACACAAUGGCCAAUAAAAAUGAAGUGCUAAAUAGACCCGGUUAUGAGGAUACAAGCAGAAGUUCAGCACAGAAAAACAGAGAUAAUGACUAUGAGAUAAUUACACCUAUGCAGAUUAAACCUCAGUGCGCUCAGAUUAAGAAGGAAGUACCUGUAGAUGUGUGUGAGAAAGAUGCCUAUAUAUCUAAAUCUGCUAGCAGAGAAGAUAUACGGUGGGACUCUCCAGACUUGAUCAAAACUCUACCAGAUGUGCCUUUGAAAGCAAAACCCGGUGUGUUUCAGAAGAAGGAAGAAAAGAUGGAGCAAGAGAAGGAUGUGGUAGAGAAGAAGGAUGAGGUGCAAGUUGUUCGUAACCUGUUACCUAGUGAGAUCAAGAAGCAGCAGGCCGGAUCAACAGGCAUGAAGGUUAAAAGAUCCAAUGUGAACAAGCUCAACACUCAAACACCUCCUAAACCUAAACCUGACCCAAAUCCCCCUCAGAGUUCUGUGGAUUCCUCAAAAAUUGAAGUUGUGCACCGUCCACCCGGAUCCCGUCGCGCCAGAAUCAUCCGCAGCUAUCUAGAACUGGAGAGGAUUAAGAGAGAAGGUGUUAACCGAGCGGAUGGAAAGCCAAUCCAGAUCACCGCUCCUAGCAUGUCCAUGAUGGGAUCAGGGAUGAAGGGUGUGAAUGGGGCUGGUGGGGGUGUGAGAGGGUCAGAUGCUAUGCUAGAAGAUAUGAUCAACCUUCAGCUCAUGCAGGCCAUGGGUGUCAACCCUCACACCAUCGCCAUACCUGCUGUGGAUACCACCUCUAAAUCCACGCCCCCAUCGCGCCCCUCCCAUCUCCCAGUCCCAACCCCCAUUAAGACAACCAAACCUGUCCCCAAGCAACCCCCCUCCAGAUUACAAACCUCAGGACCAUCUCAUGGUAUCGCUAAGAUGCUCAACCGCUUUGGGGAGAGCUCUGCAUCUGCUCCCAAACCAGCUUUUCAGGGUUUCCAUAGCAACGGGAAGACAAGUACCGCUCCGGCUUCCAAGGGACUGAGGAAGACUCCAGUUAGGAAUGCUUUCAAUAUUGAGAUGAAAGAUGGAGAAGUGGAAGUGAAUUUAAAGGAUGAUAACAGACAGCUCUUGAUGAAUAAGUUGGCAUCCCAUUCUAGAGGGAAAGGUACAUCACUUCCAAGGACCAGCAACAACUCUCCCAGCUACAACAACAAUAGCAGCAACACCAACAGCAACAACAGCAGAGGACUAGCAACAACUCAAGGGUUUGAAUCAAGUAUUAAACCAGAUGGGGCCAUCGUUCUCAAGAACCAUGGGGUCAGAGAGGAAGAGGAGAAGAGCUCAGGAAGGACAGCUGAGGUUCGGAGAGCAGACCCAGAGACGAAAGAAACUCCAUCUGUGCCUGUGGUGGAUGACAGUAGGAGAGAGAAAGAAGAAGAUAAAGAGAAACUUGUGAGAGGAGAGAUUAGUGAUGGGGGUCAGAAGACACCAUCCUCCUCCUCAUCAGCAUCAUCAGCAUCAUCAGCAUCAUCUUCGUCACCACAAACAUCACUAGCUUUAUCCAGAGAACCUACAAAGAAGGAUGAGGAGAGGAUAGCAUCAUCAUUGGAGGAGAGUGUCUGUGUAUCCAAUGGCAACCAGGAUGUCGAAGAUGUAAGUGAACAGAGUGAGAUUUUACAAGAAGUAGAAGCAUCAGUGGUGCCUGUUUCUCCAUCCAUUUCAUCAUCACCAUCAUCAUCAUCAUCAACAUCUUUAUCCCCAUCUUUAUCACCACCACCACCACCACAACCAUCUUCCAUAUCUGCAUCAUCGUUAGAAUCUAAGUCAUCCAAUCUUCCAGAGCCUGAGGAUGAUAGAGACUCUCUAGAGAAAGACUCUGUCGUAUCGCAGGAAAGUAGUUCCCAUACCGAUACAGAGAGUGACACUGAUAGAGAGACGGUAGAGACUCCAAAGCAAGAAAAGCAAGAGGAAUCUGGUUCUGAAUCAAUUUCGGAACCGGUCCUAGAGACCAAAGAGGAUGUUGAGAUGGAUGCAGAUGACGAAGCAUCUAAAUGUGACAGUAUCCAGAUCACUAAACAGACAAAACCAAUCCCAGUUGUGAGGAAAGUCAAACCUGAAGCGGAGGCAUCCUCGUCUUCAUCAUCUCCAUCAUCAUCAUCAGGCACAGGGUCGUCAUCGGGGUCAUCUUCAGAGCUGGAUGAGGUCACAGGUCAACCAAAGGGAAAGAAAAGAGGUAAAGGGCUCAAAGAAGCGAUGAGGAGAAGAGCACAACUUAAGGCCAUUGAACUUGCCAAGGAGUCUGCCAAAGAAGUGAAGGAAGAAAAGAAAGAAGAGCCACAGGAAACCUUAAGCCAAGAGGAAUCAUCUCCUGUGAGCGAGGCUGUCAAGGUUGAACCCGUCAAGGAUGAGGCAGAGUUGGAGAAGGUAGAGAGAGUGCUUGAGGAAGACAACAAGAAUAAAAACAAUGCCAACUUGACGUCAAGGACUGUUGAAAACCUGGCAGUACAAUCCAAGUUGGAAGUGAAGGAUGUAGAAGAUGUGAAGGUUUCAAGGAAGAAGGAUGAGGACAGUGGUACCAAGGAGGAUGAGGAUGCAACAGAACCAUCCUCAUCUCAAAGUCAGUCAUCAUCUUCUUCAUCAUCAUCAUCUGAUGAGAGUGCAAGUGUGAAGACCCCAAGUGAGGACAAGACUGCAUCAAGUUCACAACAUGUAGACAGUAUCAGCAAGGGCAAAGACACUCUAGGAACAGUAUCUUCCAAGAUCAACAUGACUUUACAUUCCCCUGUAACAUCCACCACCACAUUCCCUAUCUCCAAUUCCACAUCACCAUCAACAUCAACCUCAGAGAAUAUAUCUUCUGUCAUCGAGGUCACUCCCAGGAUGAGCGCGAGGGUCCAGCCAACAAGUCCAAGCUUGAGCAAUUCCUCAGACGGUCUGUCGCAAAAGGCCAGUAGUCCUGCUGGUGAUGAAACACAUGAUGGUGCAGUACUCUCUGUAAAUAAAACAGACUCUAGUGAACAUUCAGUUGAUAAGCCUAUUAAAAGUGUAAGUUCACCAGGUACUUCCACCACUCCUAGCAUUCCAAGAAACUUUGGCCAUCCCUUCAGGUUUACCAAGGCCCGCGAUGACAACGCCAUCCCGACACCAAAGAAGACCACCACAUCCGUCAGGAGAAGUGAGAGUGCAGUAUCUUCCUUGCAGUCAAAGAGGAAUAAGUUCCUGAACAACAGACCAAGGCCUGACGAUGAUACAAGCCCUACCAGCUCAGCACCAGCUAGAUCAUUCAAGAACGUUGUCUCAGGAAGCAAGUUUGCUGCCCUCAGGGAUAAGUUCGGUGCGUCAAAUGACAACAGCAACAACAAUGCAGGCCAGGGCAAACAUUCACCCUCCUCAUCAACUCCCAAAUCACUAUGGCAACAGAAAUCUCCCUCUUCAUCUUCUCGCUAUGGCGGCAGCAUCUCUGAAGAAUCCUCUCUCAAUUCCUCCCCCAGACAAAAUAAAUCAAUAUACGGGACCCCGCCCUCAUCUCCCCUAACCCCCCUGCCUUACAUGACCCCUCCUGAAAGCCCUUCGGAUCUCAGAAGCAAGACAGCCAGUCCCUCCACUCCUCUGGCUGCCAGCACCCCUACUGGCACAGCAGAGUUGAAGAGUCCGACUGCAGCUGAGCUUAAGAGACAGUUCUUGUUUGGGGCAGACGAUUCUCAACAAGGGGAUGUCUUUGCUGAUGAGAAUUCAAAUUUGAAAGACGUCAGCAUGGCGCCCAUUGAACAGAUAGAAGAUGAAGCCGCCCUCGAAAAAAUGUUGGAGGAGGCUACGGAGUUUGACGAGAGGAAGAAGAUCAGAUCCAGGCUAAGGGAAGUUAGAAAAAAGAAGAGAGACGACAGAGAGCAAAAGGCACAAGCACAGGAGCGGGCUUUUGAAGAGAAGAUGCACAAAUUAGAGGUGGAGUCUGCACAGCAGAGAAUGAGGGCUGUGGGACUAACCGUCCAAACACCAGGCGAUCGCAGCAAGACGGUGACGGAAACAAAAGAUGACGGUAAGACAAAAACGAGGGUAGAGACGACCAUGACAGAUUCGGGCAACUCCAAGAGCGUACAGAUGACCAUUAUGAGCAAAACCGAAGAUGAAGGAUUUAAGGCACAGAGUAUCCAACAGGAGUCCAAGUCCAUUUCAGUUGGACCUGGUGGUAGCAGCUCAGUCACAAUGUCGAAAUCAGUGUCGAGUUCGUCGUCUUCGACGACAUCGACAGAAAAACCAAAAGGAAGACUAUCUUUCAGCGCAGAAUCAGCUAAAACCAAAUUUGAGGAGGAUAUGGAGGCUAAGAAGAGGGAGAGAGAGGAGAAGAGAAAAGAAGAUGAAGCCAAAUUCAAGGAGAAUCAGAUGCAGAGGAAAAAGGAAGCAUAUGAGCUGAAGAAGAAACAAGCUGAGGAUGCCAAGAACAGGAAAGCAGCCCUCUUCAACAAGUUUGGUGGAGCUGGAGGCGGUGGAGGCGCGAAACCAGCGGGUGGUGGAGGAACAACCAUGAAGGUACAGAACGCUACCACCAUCAAACAGAAGCUAUUAGAAUGGGCACAGAGAUGCACAAGAGGAUAUGCGGGAGUGAACGUAACCAAUUUCUCCUCAUCAUGGUGCGAUGGAAUGGCAUUCUGUGCACUCAUUCAUCAUUACUAUCCAGACUCGUUUGAUUUCAACACUCUAGACCCCAAAAAGAGGAGAAAAAACUUUGACUUGGCCUUCAACACAGCAGAGGAGCAAGCGGACAUCAUGCCUCUUCUAGACACAGAUGAUAUGAUCAUGAUGAAGAAUGCUCCUGAUUGGAAGUGUGUCUUCACGUAUGUACAAUCGCUAUACCGUCAUCUCAACAAACCCACCGCCUAAACACACCUUCUUUUCUACUUCAUUUUACUGUUGCCUGAUGGCUCUUCUGGAGAUAGAUGGCAUAUUCUAAUGUGAAGAAAACAACACUGUAUAAAGAAACAUUGUAUAACAAAACACAAAUAUAAUAACUACAUUUUGAAAUAGGCUCAUGAAGCAUGUACACCAGUAUAGAAACUUGAUUUGGGAAGGGAAAGCAGAGAUGUGUGUUUCAGUUCCAAUGGUCCUUUCACUUCACUUUCAGUACCAACUCCCACUAAGCCUCACCCAGUCACAAAGGUUUGGGCUAAUAUAAUGUUGAAUGGUUUAUCAAAUGCCUUGUAUGAAAUGAAGCCUAAUAUGUGUUUUGUUAUACAGUGUUUCACUAUAACUUGUUCACUCAAAAUAUAAUUUAAAACAUAAUUAUUCAUUGUUUGCUAUGGAGUUACAUAAAUCUCUUUUAGUUUUCCCAUGUUAAGAAGGGAAACAGAAAUAGUAUGUUCUAUCCCAUGAUGUGUAACAGGCUUUCCAAGUCAACACAGCACAAUACAUGGACAUCCCUGCUGCAAUGGAGAGAAGGGUAACAAACCCAUUAUCUGACUAGGGACAGAGGCUAACAAAUGUGUGUGCUAAACAGCAUCAUCAACAAGUUAAGAUAACAAUCGUUUUUUAAUAUGACUUCCUUAAAACACCAUUUAAACUAUUUAUUAAUGUAUUUUGUCUUCAUUUAUUCAAGAACUAUUUUUUCAAGAAUCCUGUCGGCUUAUAUUUAGUGUUGAGGAAAGAUCUGAAUUCACUGUAGCUAUGUAUAUGUAAGCUAUACAAAGAGGAAAAAACCUUGUUUAUAUGACUAUUUAAGUAGAGGUAUUUAUCUUUGUAAAUUAUGGGUUAUUAAAAUAUAAACUGUAUUUUUUAAAGGAAUUCAACUAUUCAGAUUUGUCUUACAUGCUUUGUCAUCAAAUGUCCCUGGGUCUGUCAUACCACUUUUAGUGCACAUGCAUCAUAAAGGACAAUGCCUUCAUUUUAUCUGAAUAAAUUGGAAACAGUUAUUACUGAAAGAUGGGUUUGUAAACUUAUUGUGAACUAAUUAAUUGUAAUGCUCUGAUUGAGUCUUACAUGGCAUGGUAUCAGUACUACAAUUAUAAUAAUAAAGAGAAAGUAUGUAAUCUAAUGAAUAAUGAAUGAUGAAGAGCAUCAAGAAACAGUAACAAAAAAUUGUAUUUGUCUGGAUUGUUGAAUGCACUUUCACAUAAAAUAGAUAUUUAAUAAAUGCAUGAGUAGAUAUUAGCUCAUGCAGAGAGAGUAAGAUAUUUAUCACACUAUAUGAAAAAGCAUAUUUUGCUGCUUUUUCUUUCAAAAAGAAAUACAGGAAAAAUUGUGAUGCAUGACUGUAAAUAAUUGUGUGAAGAUUGAAAAAAAUUGUAAUUUAUAUUUGAAUGAUGUAUUUGAUAGAGUUAGAUUGUUAUAAUCUAUUUUGAGUGAUACGUUAUAAAUGAGAUGACAUUGAAAGAUGAUAUCUUUUGUAAUUUUGCUAUGUAUUAUAAUGCAUGCAGAAUUGUUUAAAAUAUAAUAUAAACUGUAUAAAUAAUUGAAUAUUUCUGAGAUACUAAAUAACUGAAUUUUCUUCCUGUACCAAAAAAAAAUUAUUGUUAGUUUCUUUAAAGGUGAAUUCUUUUUUCCUUAAACUGUGAUUGGAUAAUUUCUUUUUCAGAACGCUAGAUUUUUCAUAUAUAUUUAAUUUUUUACUACCGUAUUGCAUAUCUCACAAGUAAAUAUUUAACUCUAGCAAGAGAAAAUAACCUGAAAAGACAUUAUUUAUGACAAUGUUUGACCUACAACAUGCUACAGUUUACAAGAUGAGAGCAUCACUCAUGGCUUCAGUUCACUUUUUAAGUUGUUCUCAAAUUCUUCAUCGAUUUCAGAUUAGCACUUGAUAUUGUGGUGAUGUUGAUAUCUCACUGUUUAUUAUCAAACCUAAACACAACUCAACUACCUUAAUCUUCCACUCUCAAAACUCUUAAGAUAUAUUUCAUAUUUAGAAAUAAGGCUAAUGUUAAUAUAGUGCAAUCAUAGCAGCUCUUUUCCUCCUUUUCAGCUGUUUACUUUUGUAACAAAUUUGAUAAAUUUCAUUCAUGAUAUCAUGAGGAAAGCGUGUUAAUUAGCAAUAAGUACAAUCCACCAGUAGUCGAGAUAAUCAGUCUGUUUAUCAUGUGUGUUUUUAUACAAGAUUGAGUGAAGGUAGCGUACUAUUCAGACAUGUAUGUAUCUAUGAUAUCUCAGAGGGAUAGGAUGAGAUGAGCUUUUUUUGUAUGUUUUGUUUUUAAUUGAGUGUGUAACGUAAGGUGCUUGCAUUCUAUUGAAUGUACUUUUAUAGCAAAAAAAGAUAUGAAAUCAUGAUGUAUCUGCUUCAUGAUGCUCACAUCUUUUGAUUGGCAUUAUUGUUGUUUUUGUUGAAGAAGUUUUGUAGUGCAAUAAUAUGUUUUGUCUAUAUAUCUUAUGUAUCAUUUUAACUUGCCGUGUAGAAACCUAUUUACUUUUUCCAAAGAAAACAUCCAGGUUUUUAAUUGGACUAUCUGUAGGAUUUUCAGUUGACAUUGACAUAUCCCUAUACUGCCAGAAUAAUAGAACAUGUGUAGUCUUUGGAUGUCUGUUUUUCAUGUUUCACAAAUAGAAUUGAUUUAUUGUAUAUAUCUUAUUCAUGAUAUAUUCUGUCUGGGGCCUGAAGGUGAUUAAGUCAUAGACUUUAACAGACUUAAUGCCAUUCUGACUCCAAACAGAUAUAUUAUUAGAGAUAUCAUAUGUCAUUUUAGUUAUGUUAUAUUUAUAUCUAAUUUUCCAUAUGUAUAGAUUUAUUAAUAGAUUUAUGAACACUGCCACCACUGUUUUUAGUGAGGCAUGUUAUGUUCUUGGUAGGGAUAAAAUAGUUUUAUCAUAGGGUGAUAUCUUCCCAUUACAUUUUUAGAAUGGUUAUUUAUUAUGCAAAAUAUAAACUAUAAAGAAGCUUGCCCAAUUUUUACUUCCCUUCCAUUAUAUUACAUCUCAUGUGUAGUUUAUUAUUAAUAUUAUUAUUAUUGUUAUUAUUAUUAGUCUAGAUUAUAAUUCUCAUGUUAUAUUAUAUAAUAGAUGUGAAAAAGAAAAACAAAUUAGCAUUUUGUUGGAUUAUAUUAGUAAAUGAAAUGACCCUUUAAUAAGACUCCGUACUGCCUUUAUAAUUAUUACACAAAUUUAUGUGUCUUCUGAUCUUUUUCCAUGUUAAUUCUAGCUCAUACUCAAACUGGAAAAAUUGGCAGACAUCUGUGUGCUCAUGCCAAACUCACUCUGAAUAUAUGAUUAUUUAUUCUUUUAUUGGUCACGUUACAGCUCUAUGUGUGUGAGUUUUUCUGUCAUCUUUUCAAACAUUUUCGUAUAUGUCACAGAUUUUAUGGAGUAGAUGCACAACAAUAUAAUGCCACUUUUCUCAAUAAAAGAUAGAUUUGUUUUUAUUGUUUAUAUAAAUCAAUUAAUAGCAGAGAAUUGGUUUAACUGAAGUUUUUGGACAAUGCAAUGAAUGCAUGUAAAGACGGUGAAUUUAGAUUGAAGCUCAUCAGUACAUUGGACAUGUAGGCCAUGUCUUGGGUGUAUAGAAGUGUAUAAUUAUGAUCAAGUAAUUUUCGCCUGAAUGAAGAUUCAAACAAAAAAGAAUUAAAAGAUUCAUUGUAAUAUUGCCCAAUUUUA
Molecule: messenger RNA, 9774 nt
Organism: Strongylocentrotus purpuratus (purple sea urchin)
Lineage: Eukaryota; Metazoa; Echinodermata; Echinoidea; Camarodonta; Strongylocentrotidae
Product: serine-rich adhesin for platelets
Exons: 23
Coding region: 1-6084 (2027 amino acids)
Biological process (GO): actin cytoskeleton organization
Cellular component (GO): microtubule organizing center; filamentous actin
Molecular function (GO): protein binding
Source: RefSeq, a predicted model, not a curated record